This is a messenger RNA of Nicotiana tabacum (common tobacco), 756 nucleotides long. The record is from RefSeq and is a predicted model, not a curated record. Lineage: Eukaryota; Viridiplantae; Streptophyta; Magnoliopsida; Solanales; Solanaceae.
CAAAAGUAAAGCGGCAAAAUAAGAAUCCUUAAACCCUAAACCCUAGUUUCUGCCAAAGCUUUCCCCCUUCACUCUUCUCAUUCACCUGUAGCUUUGUUUUAGCUUAAAAGAGGCUAUUUAAGUUUUGCCCCAGCUUAAUUUCAAUUCAGAUAACGAAAAAUGUCAUUUGAUGGGAGUUUUCGGGUGGAUUAUGAGCUGCAGAGGUUCCUUUCUCGGUGCCCUGAGCUUGCUUCUAUAUCCCAAUUCGAUUACUUAUUAAAGAAGGGUGAUAAAGUUACAGGAGAAGAAGUGGUGAAUGCUUUGGGACAACUUAUGAUACAUCCAAAGUAUACAAUCCCUUUGGUCGGAUGUUUUCGUCCGCUUGCUCGGAAAAUUGUGGACAUAGCUAUUUCCUUGCUUAGAUUGGUGCCCAAUUUGAGGUGCAACGAUGAUGGUGACUUGAUGGAGGUCGACCAAGAAGACGAUUGUAGAGAAGUUGAAGGUUUAGAUAUUGAAGAUACUAUUCGUAUUAUUGAUGUUUAUGCUAAAAGAGGGAAGGGCUUGAAACUUCAUGAACUAGCUUGUCUGGCAUUUUGUAGAGCUCAUGAUUUGGUCCCUUCAUUAUUGAGGUCUGUAUUGGGUUAUUUUGAGUUUGCUCCCCCUCCAUUCGAAGGAAUUAGACAGAGAAAAUCAGUUAUGGAGGCAGUUGUUCUGAGAGGAGGAGUUUCUAAGUCCUCCUUCUCCAUGUGGAACACUAUUCCUGCAGCUCCGUGCUGG